AUGCUGCCAGAGACGGGACUCAGCCCAGACGAGGACCUCUUCGGCGUUAAGAAGCCCAGUGGACCGCAGAUCCUGUAUGCGCCGACGAUGCAGAUGGCCUCAGCCAACACGCCCAUGCACGCCACCAUCCUGCAGUACGAGGUGGCCGAAGAAGCUUCGGAGAACAUGGACAGCUCCCCGGCUCCGUCUCCGCAGCAGGGUGCUGCUACUGCUGGAGUCACCGACACCGAGGAGAGCGAUGCAGCGCGCUCC
Messenger RNA from Dibothriocephalus latus, 252 nucleotides. NCBI's taxonomy places the organism in Eukaryota, Metazoa, Platyhelminthes, Cestoda, Diphyllobothriidea, Diphyllobothriidae. The record is from the annotation of a GenBank genome assembly.